Molecule: messenger RNA, 1620 nt
Organism: Tachysurus fulvidraco (yellow catfish)
Lineage: Eukaryota; Metazoa; Chordata; Actinopteri; Siluriformes; Bagridae
Product: E3 ubiquitin-protein ligase TRIM39-like
Exons: 6
Coding region: 146-637 (163 amino acids)
Molecular function (GO): protein binding
Source: RefSeq, a predicted model, not a curated record
AAUUAUUAUUUUUCUGUUUUUAGCAAUUCAGAGAACACUGGAAAAGCAAGAAAUACAAAGGAAAAAAAUAGAGACUGAUUUGGAAAUACUAAAACAAUGUUCAGAGAUUCAGACGAAACUGCUAGCAUAUGAGUUUGAAAAGAAAAUGAAGUAUACAGUGGAUGUGACCCUGGAUCCUGACACAGCUCAUCCCAAACUUAUCCUGUCUGAAGAUGGAAAACAAGUGACACAUGAAGACAAGUGUCAGGAUCUUAAUGAUACACCAGAGAGAUUUGAUUACAGCCCCUGUGUUCUGGGCCAUCAGAGUUUCUCCUCAGGGAGAUUUUAUUAUAAGGUGCAGGUCAGCGGAAAAACUAGGUGGGAUCUUGGAGUAGCCACACAGUCCAUUAACAGGAAGGGGAAGAUUACAUUGAAUCCUCAGAAUGGAUUCUGGGCUGUAGUACUGAGGAAUGAGAAUCAGUAUCAGGCUUGUGCUGGUCCUGCUGUUCCCCUCACACUGAGAGAGAAGGUGGAGGUUGUGGGGGUGUUUGUGGAUUAUGAGGAGGGUCUGGUUUCCUUUUACGAUGUGAAGUCCAGCUCUCAUAUCUACUCUUUCACUGGUCAGACUUUCACUGAGAAACUUUAUCCAUUUUUUUAGCCCAUGUAAUAACAAAAAAGGCCUAAAUUCAUCUCCACUGAUUAUCAUGUGACCUGCACUUGAACUGAGCAAUUUAGGCGUAAAGGGAGUUGCUCAUGAGGCAAAUUGUGCUAGCUUGGUGCUGCAGAGAUUUUAAAGUAGCCUAUAUCCAGUGAGGUUUUUUUUUUUUUUGCCCUGAUCGCUCUCUUUGACACAGGAAAAAGAACAGAAGUUUAGAUUUUGUUGUCUUUGUUUUAAUCUUUAUUAAAUUCAUCUUUUUGUUUUUAUUAAUCUGUGAAUACUUCUCUGUGUGUGAUCUAUGUGUGUGAUUUUCACUACCACUUGACUGUAUUUCCAGUCUUUUUAAUAUUUUUAUUAACUUAAUGAACAAAACCUAUGACCAAUGGGGUGGAGAAUUCAUUGUUCAGAACACUAGCAACAGGUGUUGACCAACAGCGAACAUUUCUGAAAAAUCAAAAUAAGAAAACAUACAACUGGAUUCACAUUAAUGUUUUAAAUACUGUGUAAUAUGUAAUAGCAUUAAGGAAAUGUAUAGAAUAUGUAGCUUGAUGCUUUACAUUUUAAUUAUUUUAUUACAUCAGCUGUAUGUGACAGUUAUACUGCUCAUGGUUUUAUUAAAUAAACUUAAUUUGUUGUAAUGAACACUAUAAUGAUUUUUCCUGGGAACUUGUCAUAUGGAAGGAGUGGGGGUACAUUUUUAGAUGAACAACAAUUGGUCAGUGCAUUGGUCAAAAUUGGUUGAUUGAACAGCAAUCCAACCAAUCACAAUGAAGCUGUGUGUAAUGACAGGUCGUGAGACGGAGAAUCCAUUUGCACGCUUUUUAAUUCAAGCUCGAGGUGCAACAGGCUUAGGUCAGAAUCAGCAAAUACAGUAUCGAAGGUGAGGCAAAAAUCAGAAACGGUAAUACAGGCAGGAGGCAGACAAUCAUAGAACGGAGCGACAGACAGACAGACAGACAGACAGACAGACAGACAGACAGACA